AUGGCGACGUAUUUGUUCAACGGCGACGUGGCGGACCGGGGCCCCAGCAGCCUCGAGAUCUUCUUCGUGAUCUUCGGGUUCAUGUGCGCACGCCCGGGAUCCGUCUUUCUCAACCGCGGUAACCACGAGGACAAGUUUCUGAACGAGCGAUACGGCUUUCACGCGGAGUGCACCGGCAAGUACGGCAAGAGAGAUGGGGGCCGGAUCUUUGACACGCUCACGCGCCUCUAUACUUUGCUGCCGCUCGCCACCGUCCUGGCCAAGCAGAUCUUCGUGGUCCACGGGGGUCUGCCGCGCCGGGAGCACGCGCUGGCGCUGCUGCGGGCGGCCAACAGCCUGAGGCCAAAGGCUUUGCCCUUCCACUGCGAGGACGCCCACGAGCAGGUGAUGAUGGAUUUCCUUUGGAGCGACCCCUCAGAAACCCCGGGCAUCACGCACUCCGUCCGCGGGUCGCAGCAGAUUCGCUUCGGGCCCGACAUCACAAGGCGGUUCCUGGAGGAGAACAGUCUGCGGCUUGUGGUGCGAUCGCACGAGGUCCCGCCCAACAGGGACGGCUGCCAGGUGAUGCAUCAGGGCCAGCUGGUCACGGUGUUCAGCGCCUCCAACUACGGGAACCAGCAGAACCGUGGGGGAGUGCUCAUUUUCACCCAGACGGACCGAGGUCUGCAGCAGGAGAUGGCGCCCUUCUGGGCACCCCUGGACCCUCAGGAGUUCCGAGUGCUGCAGGAGCUGCUGCAGGCCUCCCUUGGCCAAGGCCCCAAGCCGGAGACAGUGCGGCCACAGCUGCAGGCCCAGGAGCAAUCUGCGCAGCAGCGGGUUUGCCAGGAAGAUCCCAGGCAAGAGAGGCUGCGUCAGUGGAUGUACAGGGAAGCGGCCUGUAAGAUCGUUGAGCAGAAGCCAGCGCUGUACAACUACUUCUUCCAUCGUGACAGGAGCAAGGACGGCUUCAUUGAGGUGCAGCACUGGGCGCGGGGCUGCCAUCAGAUCCUCGGGGACUUGGGCUGGGACGCCCUCAGAGAGAUCCUCGCCGUGGAGGAGAUGGACUCCAACUUCGUGGACUACGUGACCUUCCUGCGCCGGUUCCGUGUAAACCUCGAGGGCAACGAGGUCUCCGAGCGAUGGGCCGAGGAUCUGGUGAACCGGGUCUUCAAGAGGCUGGGUCAGAGUGAUUGGCCUCUCGAGCAAAUCCUCCGGACUUUUGACCGCGAUGGCGAUGGCACCGUGACAGCAGCAGAGCUGAGGGACGCUCUUGCGGACCUCAACGUGGGCAUCACCCGUGCACAGGCUGCUUCCCUCCUGCAGACGAUGCACCAGCAUACCAAGCGGUCCGCGUCCAGCCGAGGUGGCAUUUGCAUCACCUCCUUCCUCUCGAUCUUUGAGAUGGCGUUUCAUCCCAUGGCCAGCCGGGACGUGCCGGCCUGGGUCACCUGCGCGCUCCGGGAGUUCGGGAAGACCAUCUGGAAGGCCGGUGAGGAGGGCGCCAUGAGCUUCUUCAAGGCCUCCGACGUGGACCAGAACGGCCGUUUGUCCCUCCCCGAGCUGGCGACGGCUUUAGAGCAGCUGGCCACAACGUACGGGCUGAAGGAUGUUGUAGGCUCCAGGACCGAGUUCCUGGAGCUGGCGCGGCACGUGGACCUCAGCGGCGAGGGCUCCGUGAACUACGCGGAGUUUGUAGCCGGGUUCAUGCCCGUUGGCCUUCUGCACGGCAGCACCUUCCAGCUGGAUGUCAUGGAAAGCAUUUGUGGCUCAGACUGUGAGAUGUUCGGGGAUUGUCUGAACGUGGAAUUGUGGGACCCCGCCUUGGAUCAGCUGUCUUAG
This is a messenger RNA of Effrenium voratum, 1818 nucleotides long. Lineage: Eukaryota; Dinophyceae; Suessiales; Symbiodiniaceae. The record is from the annotation of a GenBank genome assembly.